Messenger RNA from Schistosoma mattheei, 690 nucleotides. The record is from the annotation of a GenBank genome assembly. Lineage: Eukaryota; Metazoa; Platyhelminthes; Trematoda; Strigeidida; Schistosomatidae.
AUGGGAAAUUUUGUUGGACCAAGAAAAAAAUUAUCAAGAGAAGAUUUAACAUUUCUUAAAGAGAAUACACAUUUUACUAAACGACAAAUUAAACAAUGGUAUAAUGGAUUUAUACGUGAUUGUCCAUCAGGUCAAUUAAGUAAAAAGAAAUUUAUUGAAGUUUAUUCUGGAUUUUUCCCUGAUGGUAAUGCUGAAAAAUUUUGUACACAUGUAUUUCGUACAUUCGAUAAAGAUAAUUCUGGUCGAAUUGAUUUUAAAGAAUUUUUAUUAGCUAUUAAUAUAACAUCAGGUGGUGAUCCAGAAGAGAAAUUAGAAUGGGCUUAUCAAAUGUAUGAUAUUGAUGGUAAUGGUACUAUAGAACGAACUGAAAUGGUUGAAAUUAUUCGAGCUAUUUAUUCAAUGCUUGGUACAGAUAAUACAGCUGUAGAUAUUAGUCCAGAAGCUAGAGCUGAAGAAAUAUUUGAAAAAAUGGAUGAAAAUGGUGAUGGUGUAUUAACACGUGAAGAAUUUAUGAAAGGAUGUAUGGAAGAUAGUCAACUUAAAGCUAUGCUAUUAGCUGAUGAUCCAAUUGAAUAAAAAAAGGAGAACAAUCAUUAUAUAAAUAAUCAACAAUAACAAAUAAAUAAAAAAAAAAAAAUGAAUCAACUGUAAACAAGUAAACAAACAAAGAAUUCUAUAACUAACCAUUUC